AUGACCGUUUUGUACCUCCUCUUGAUAGCACUUAUUUACUUUUUGAUCAUCCUUUUACUUCGAUGGCAAAAGCAGCAACCAUUCCCUGGACCAAAGGGCUGGCCUGUGUUGGGAGUUUUGUUGGAGCUAGACCUUAUCCGCCUUCAUUUUACAUUUGAUAAAUGGAAGACACUUUAUGGUGACGUUUUUCAGUUCAUGUGUCUUGGGAGAAAGUUUGUCUGCGUUAACUCGUCAGACAUCAUGCGUGAUCUUCUCCUCCGGGAGCCAAACGCAACAAAAAUGGCCGGACGACCUGAUUUCUUCGUUGAAAAAUAUUUUUAUAUGCACAAAAAUGAUGUUGUAUUUUCAUCGCCGGAUAGGCAGUGGACAAAACGAAGGAAACUUUUGUACAAGAUGUUAAACGCUUAUGGCGAAGGCUUGGUGCGGAUUGAACAUCUAAUUAAAGACAACUUACUUGCUAUGAAGGAAGAGAUUGAUACCUUAAAAGGUCAAAGCAUUGAUCCUAGUGAUCUUGUAGAGAGAUUCAUUUUAGAAACAAUUGAAGUUUUGUUGAUUGGGAAAAGUUCAGGAAGGCACGGAGAACUUAAACAGAUAAUAAGAGACUUGGACUUCUGCGUCAAUGAGAGCCAUAAUAUGGGACCUGACAUGAUGUAUAACACGUUUCCAUUUCUCCGGUUUCUUCCACUUCAACACACGAGAAAGCUAGAGGAUCUACGAAAAGCAAAGAAUCGAAUGAUGGAUAUGCUAGAGAAAAUAUCGAAUGAUCAUCCCGAAAAUACAGGUGUAUAUCAGUCACUAAAGAAAGUGCUCCAAGAACGCGAUACAUCCGGGCAACGGUGGUUCAAUGAAGUUAACCUGUGGAGUUUAAUUGUCAACAUCGUCGCGGCAGCAUACUUAACGUCAAGAGGGACUCUGCUUUCUCUUAUACAAAUUCUGGCAAAACGACCUGACCUCCAGAGGUCUAUACAAAGAGAAAUCGACAAUGUUAUUGAUGUUGCUAGGAAACCCGAUCUACACUUACAAGACAGGCAGCAGUGCCACCUGUUGGAAGCCGUGAUUUUGGAAACACUUCGUUAUAUUCCGGUUGCUCCCAUCUCCUUCCAUUACACACUUGAUGACACAGAGGUCAAUGGUGUCUUCGUUGAGAAGGAUACCACGGUUGUUUGCAAUAUUUGGACUGCACUUCAUAAUGAAAAAGAAUGGAAAAACCCCUUUACUUUUAAACCUGAGAGGUUCCUACAGGAAGAUGGAAGUUUGUUACCUUCUACUGAUCCUGCAAGAAAGAGGAUGGUUGCAUUUGGAUUGGGAAAGCGUAGCUGUAUCGGUGAGGUGUUUGCUAAGUCCCGGAUGUUCCUGUUUGUAGCUACACUUCUACAGAGCUUUUCAAUCCUGGAACAAGAGGACGAAACACUUCCAGAUCUUUUACCUGAGAAAAUGGCACCUGGAAUUGUUUUGCAACCCGAUCCGUAUAAAAUUCGCUUUGUUUCGAGAAAAGGAUAGAAUAUUUACAUACAGUUUAUAGGCAUACAGCUUUAUAUCGUUCUGAUUGAUUUCUAUGUAUACAAUCAUAUAGUCAACAAUAUGUUCGGGUUCAA
Messenger RNA from Saccostrea echinata, 1595 nucleotides. Its product is annotated as steroid 17-alpha-hydroxylase/17,20 lyase-like. Bases 1 to 1500 code for a protein of 499 amino acids. Gene Ontology annotation, molecular function: heme binding; oxidoreductase activity, acting on paired donors, with incorporation or reduction of molecular oxygen; iron ion binding. NCBI's taxonomy places the organism in Eukaryota, Metazoa, Mollusca, Bivalvia, Ostreida, Ostreidae. The transcript has 6 exons. The record is from RefSeq and is a predicted model, not a curated record.